ACCGGUUAGAUUCCAUCAACAUUCAACAUGUGUUAAUCAAAAAAGACUGCAAACAUUUCCCACGUUUCUUUCUGUCCAAGAAAUUAAUUUACAUUUUUGUACCUAAUUGAAAAUAAGGCCAAUUCAUUCCUGAAACCUCAGUAUUAAUCGACUUCAAACAUUUAAAACCUUGGUUCCAAGUCACAAGUUGACAACGAUUUUCCUCGCGUCAAGUAUGGAAUCUCAAGGGAAAAUCAAUGCUCAACAGAUCGCUCUAAAUAAUCCGAUCAUUUUAUCAGAAAUACUAAAACAGAGUUCCGCCCCGCUGAAAAAUUGUCGACUUGUUUCCCACUUUUGGAAUAAAGUCGUUCUCUCCCUUCCGAACACGAGACUCGUGCUAAACCUUAAUAGCAAGGACGAGUAUGAAAAGGACCCCUUUCCAUUUUUUGAACUCUGUUACACCCUAGAUGACCGACUCGCGAAACGGAUUAGCGCACACACAGAUCCAAUUUCCAGGGACGUCACGUACGCCUUCUCCGCCAAGCUGAUGCAUUUGGGUCUCCGAUUUAGCGAUCGGAUCCAAAUAUUGGACAUGCGCAUCUAUUUCGAACACGGUUUAAAACCCAUUUUCCAAGUUUUGAAAAAUUCCUGCCCGAAUUUGAAACAAUUACGAAUCAGGUGUGGAUAUCGGGUAGACAAGCAUGGAGUUAUUCCCGACGGAGAAGUGCCGCUUCCCCAGAAACCAAAUUUGACCGUGUUCGAGCUCCGUUCCACAACGGGGACGCCAUCGCCUACUCUGACCACUUUUACCCAGCUGGUCGUCAACGCCUCGCCAAACUUGAGAAAGGUCACCCUUCCAUUGGGUUUCUAUCCAGAUUUAGAAACCUUAAAAUUUAUAGAUUCUUUGACCCUCGAAGUGGACAGCUUUCGGCAACUGGACGUCGCUCUGACCGACUUUAAACCGUCCGACCUCACCCGCAUGGUGGGUCAAGUUGGUGGCCAACUCGUCCACCUGGCUUUUUGUUAUUUCUACGCAGAUGGAAGAUACGGCGCGAGCAAUGAUCGUGAUCUCAAUAAUUCGACCCAAUCUGGAUUUCAUUUGCCAGAAAAGAUGUCGAAACUGCGAACCUUCAAAAACGACAUGGUCGACAUUGUUCAUCAUGCUGAUCUCUGGGAAGAUGUUAAAGGAAUGCCGGCUAUGGAAAUGCUCAAGCUUGGAAAGAUAUCUAAAAGAUCAAAAAGUGUGGAUACAAUUUUGAAAAAUCGGCCUGAAACGGAAAGGAUUUCGACAAGCGUUACGGAUUUGAGGAUUCACGAGUUGCACGACCCUGGGCUUCUGGAGGGAUUCAAGACGGCGUUUCCGAACUUGAAGACGUUGUGGGUAGACAACAAGGAGGCCGGGAUGAAGUUGGGCGUUGUUCUCAAGGCAUGUAUGGGUUGGAGCGGGCUGAAUCAUUUGCAUAUUCGGCUUCCGACUUAUGCCAAGAAAACGUGGGAUAUCAUUAAACCUCUGUUAGAUAGCAUGGAAUUGUACAAAGAGCUGAAAAGUUUGGAAAUCAAGGUGGGGAUUUUAUGUGGUACGAUUUGACAGAGGCUGAGAUGUAUGUUUUUAAGGAUGUGCUUGUUGCGAUGAAAGGAAUGGAGAAGGUCGUCAUUCAUGGUCUUCAUUUUGGUGAUAAAUCUCGAGAAAAUAUAUUGGAUGUUCUGUCGUCAAACGGUAUGCCCGUGUCGAAAUUUAAAAUGGUUCACGAGUGAUGAACGGAUAAUCAGCGAUUCCGUGUGAUUUGAUAAGACUUCCAUAAUUCGUUUAACACCGGAUUUAAGUACAAGUUUAUAUGUCUAAAAAAUGUUAAUCGUAAAUUAAGAAUUAAUUAAUGUAUUUCUUGAAAGUUGAUAAAUAAAUGUUUCACGUUGAAAUAUUACAU
Molecule: messenger RNA, 1904 nt
Organism: Folsomia candida
Lineage: Eukaryota; Metazoa; Arthropoda; Collembola; Entomobryomorpha; Isotomidae
Exons: 5
Coding region: 215-1567 (450 amino acids)
Source: RefSeq, a predicted model, not a curated record